Messenger RNA from Phyllostomus hastatus (greater spear-nosed bat), 9506 nucleotides. RefSeq names its product microfibril associated protein 3 like (gene MFAP3L). The record is from RefSeq and is a predicted model, not a curated record. The transcript is spliced from 3 exons. Bases 343 to 1575 code for a protein of 410 amino acids. Lineage: Eukaryota; Metazoa; Chordata; Mammalia; Chiroptera; Phyllostomidae.
CCAGCUUGGGCUCCAGUGGGUGGGAAGCGCCGCACUCCCGGCUGCCCGCCCGCCCGCAGCGCAGCCGGCUCCGCUGCAGGGGCUGGCGGAGGCGGUUCGUCCGCAGUAGGUGCUGCCAGCCGUCAGAGACAGAGCGCGGCGCGGCGGCAGCACUGAGGCUGGCCAUGGCGAGGAGCGCACGGCAGUCACCUGAGUGGCGCGGCAGCGUCAGGUUCUUAAUCAAGAACCAACUCUACGGAACCAGCACAGGUUUGUCCCACGACCUGCUCUGAACAGCGUGCUGUCUGAUAGAAGACUCCAGUGGCAAACCAUCUCUGUUGCCUUACAGAGCAAGCAAAGAAGAUGGAUCGACUGAAGAGCCAUCUGCCUGUGUGCUUUCUACCUUCUGUGCCCUGUUUAAUCCUGGUAUCCACUCUAGCGACUGCAAAGAGUGUGACUAACAGCACUUUAAAUGGCACUGACAUGGUCUGGGGCUUUAUGCCCGUAAUCAUUGCCAGAACUGACCAUAUCAUAGUCAAGGAAGGGAAUAGUGCCUUGAUUAAUUGUAGUGUUGAUGGCAUCCCUAAUCCACAGUUCAAGUGGUAUAAUUCCAUUGGCAAGCUGCUGAAAGAAGAAGAGGAUGAGAAGGAGAGAGGAGGAGGAAAAUGGCAGAUGCUCGAGAGUGGCCUCCUGAACAUCACCAAGGUGUCUUUUUCAGACCGAGGUAAAUACACAUGUGUUGCUUCUAAUGUCUAUGGCACUGUGAACAACACGGUGACCCUGCGCGUCAUCUUCACCUCUGGGGACAUGGGUGUCUACUACAUGGUUGUUUGCCUCGUGGCCUUCACCAUCGUCAUGGUCCUCAACAUCACCCGCCUGUGUAUGAUGAGCAGCCACCUGAAGAAGACUGAGAAAGCCAUCAACGAGUUCUUUAGGACAGAAGGCGCAGAGAAGCUGCAAAAGGCAUUUGAGAUUGCCAAGCGGAUCCCCAUCAUCACCUCAGCCAAAACUCUAGAGCUUGCCAAAGUCACCCAGUUCAAAACCAUGGAGUUUGCCCGCUACAUUGAAGAGCUUGCCAGGAGUGUGCCUCUGCCUCCUCUCAUCAUGAACUGCAGGACCAUCAUGGAGGAGAUCAUGGAAGUGGUCGGGCUGGAGGAGCAGGGGCAGAACUUCGUGCGGCACACCCCAGAAGGCCAGGAGGCCACAGACAGGGAUGAGGUGUACACGAUCCCGAACUCUCUGAAGCGAAGCGACUCCCCCACCGCCGACUCAGACGCCUCAUCGCUGCAUGAACAGCCACAGCAGAUUGCCAUCAAGGUGUCCGUUCAUCCACAGUCCAGAAAAGAUCACAUGGACGACCAAGAAGGGGUACAGUUUGAAGUCAAAGAUGAAGAGGAGACAGAACCAUCAGCUGAACAUUCCGCAGAAACUGCAGAGCCUUCCACAGAUGUAACAUCCACGGAGCUAACAUCUGAAGAGCCCACACCUGUGGAGGUAUCUAUAGAUAGAGUCUUGCCUCCAGCUCACCUGGAAACCACAGAGCCAGCAGUAGGAAACGACAUAAACACCUGCAUUAUUUAUGAAAGCCAUGUCUAAUAUCAACUCCGAAAAGCUAUGCAUAUCAAGAAAAUCAGGGGCUGCUCCUCGUAGUCCAGAUGUAGUACGCACUUGCCGCUAAGCCUUACCAGGAGACUCUCAUCCCUUAGGUAGGAGUGAUGCCAUUUUAAAAGGGGAAACACCUGUGUGCAGCUCAUGUGACUGGACCUUCCCCAGUAGAAAAGGAUGCGGGAAACAUCAGGGUGCAGAAUUGAUAAUUUUGGACAGGAGGAGUCUGUCCAAGUGAUACGAAUUUUAGAGACUAUUCUCUGCCAAGUACCUUAAUAGGUGAUGCCCUUUUGGCAAAGAGUACACUACUGUAAGAUAAAUUCUGAGUUCAAGAGCCCUGUCCGAUGCACACUGCAUUGCUUUUCUUUUAAAAAAAAUUAUAGGUCUGCUACAAUAGCAAAUGCACGUAUAUGGGUUUGUUGCACUUUCUUCUCAGUUUUUAUUACUUUCACUGUUCCUUUAUAAUGGAGUAAUUGUUGUUAUAUUAAUACUAAUUGCUCUUUCUGGUUUAGUCCUCUUUGUCCUUAUUUUCCCCUAGAACAUUUACCUCAGAGGCUUUGGUAUCAGUCACCCGUACCAGAUCUGAUAUCUCAUAAGUCACUUGUAAUGUUCGAAAGUAGUUAUGAGGCUCCUUAUUUUUGUUACUUGCCAGGCUUGUUUUCAUACCUUGAUUUUUAUUUGUUUCCAAUGAAGCUGCUGUUGUGAAACUGAGAAAAACCUUUGCCCAGGAAUAGCACUUUAAUAGCCAAAUAAAAUUGUGUUUACCUGUUCAAUCAGAGAGCAUUUUGGUGAGCUCAACUGAGGUAUGGGUGGGGGAGGUUAUAAACGGUCGAAUGUAUCCAUAAUACUCAUGGCAUUUGAUGAAUUCCUAUGUGCUGUAGAAUACUGGCUACCCAGAGAAGCUUGCAGGGAAGGAUAUAAAUAUUAUGACAACAGCAUAGGAAACUGCACCAUCAAAUUUAAUGCCAAAAUUAUUGAAUUAUUUAGUCUCACAAGAAAGCAGUUAUAUGCAAGGCAGAGUGAUGUUAUAGACAAAGACAAAACUAGUCAUUCAAAGGCCAACACCUUACCUGACUGUGCUAAUAACCAGCUGCCUGGCUUUGGGCAAGUCUGGCUUUCAGUUUUCCUAUGUCAGACGGGCCACUCUAGAUGAGCCCUGGGCACCAUUUAAAGGGUCCCACUCUCUCACAGAACCAAACCCAUGUUUUCAUCCUUGUGUUUUUUCACGGUCACUUUAAAGAUAGUUAUUUAUAUCUCUGGGUUUACCUAACCUUGUUUAUGCUGCAUUACUUACUCAAAUAAAUGCGAUGAUUUUAAAAAAUCAUAGCAUUUUAAGCAAGUUGUGGAUCUCUCUCCACCCCAAAUUAAUCAUUUAGACCACUUCUAUGGUUUAGGUUUAAUCAUGAUAAGAACGAGUGGUGUUAUUUCAUUUUCUCUUAGGAGCAUGGAGACACUGACCUUGAAGUCUUUAUAAGGGCCUUGGACACAUCAAGUGAUGGGGUCAUGACACUGGAGGGUACAUGGACCACACUGGUAGUGAAGAGAGCAGAUGCAGAUGUUUAGUCCUCGUUCUGUCACUGUCUGGAUAAGUUGGUCACCUUGGACAAUUCUUUUUCUUAUUCUGGGGUUUAAUCUUUUUCACCUGCAAAAUAUAGGGGUUAUAUUAUACCUCAUGGAUCACAAGAUCCUUUCUAGCUCAGAUAUUUAUAGUUUUAUGGAAAGUUUGUAAUGUCUUAUGUUGGCCCCCAUUGCAAGAUACAAGCAAUAUUAGGAGCAAAAAUGGGUACAUGAGGUUGGAUGCUUUUGCUGUCCAAACUUUGCAGCAAAUACAUCUAGCUCUAUACCUGAGGGCAGAGAGUUUGGCUUUAGAAAUGGCUUUGGCAGGCUUAUUUUUGUUCAUAGAUAACUGAUGUGGAAGUCGUUCUACAAGACAUGGAGUUUGAUUAGAAUGAACUGUUGGAAUCGUGGGUGGUCACAAAAAGAAAUUAGUAGUGAGCAAUUAAAAGAUACCGUGAUUCCUGAUUAGGCUCUCUUGACUAGGAUUUUAUGUAUCUGGGUUGCAGAAAAAUUUUAUCUCCAACUCUUAGAAUAUAAACAUUUCCACUUGUUAUGGAAGUAACAAAUUCUUACCAUGGAUCUGUAUACCCCAAACAACAGAGACUGAAGCUCAUUUUGUGGCAUUGUGUGAACUUCUCAAUGUAUUCAGUUUUCAUUCCACCCAAACCCAUGUGCACCUUUCCACGUGAAAAUUACAGGAGAUAUUUAAUUUAGACUUGAUUUGGAAUGAAAAGUCUAAAAUGGGCAAAUUUUUUAUGAAUUAGGAGCAGAAAUGUGUGACUAAAGAAUGUUUCCAUUUUGCUUUUAGCUUCUUUAGACUGGGAAGAUUAUACAGAUUUUCAAAACUUCCCCCUCUUUAAAGUAUGAAAAGGCUCUUGAUAUAAUAAUAGCCAACCUAAAGGAAGAUUGGCUUACAAUGGAGAUCUCUCCUUCCAGAAAUUCUGUACUCUUCCUAUCUGUCCUAUAGCUUCUGUACAAAAUAAGAAAGGUUCUCCUGCUAGAAUAUGAAAUGGAGGAGACCUUGUGGCUUUCAGCUGAUUUUUAAAGAUAUUACAGCUUCAUAGAAUUCAUAGACAUAGGGCUGUGUGUAUGCAGACUCAUUUGGGUGGUUUUAAAAGCUUAACACUAAAUCCCAAGCCGUGUUCUUUGGUCAUUGUCAAAAUCAAACAGUUUCUGGUUUCUGAGUCAUCUGGUUAUAUCUCUAGCAAUUUUUAUCUAGAAUCUGAAAAUGAUUCAGAUACAUGUGCAUAUUUAAUUCACUUAGAUGAUCUGCAAACUUGGAUGAUAUUUAUUCUAAGUGAAAAAAACAAUUUUAUACUAAGAAUCUAUGUAAUUUAUAGUGGUUUUGUUUAAUAUAUUAUAUUUUCAUAUUUUUAAGGCACAGCUACUUUUCUCAUCUUUUUUGUAUAUCACAUUUGGUAAAAAGAAAUACUAAUACUUGACUAAAAUCUCUAGGAACUAAAUGUGCUACCUAAUGUAUAGAUAUCACUCUAAAAAUACGUGAAUGUUCCCACCCAUUCCAAGCAUUAUUGUGUCCUGUCCUUACAUCAAGAAUGAUUUGCCUCAGAUGCUUAGGAGCAUUCCUUUUAUCAAAACUAAGGCUAAGAGGCCUGCCAUCCCACACAAUGGAUUCUGGAAUCUUUCCUUCUUCUUUUUUUAUUGUUUGCUUCAUUUUUAAUUGUCCGUGUUAUUUAAGCUUCCCUUUAAAGAGCAAGUGUUAGAUAGAAAACAACUUGGUGGAAAGACCGAACUAUAGCUCUGUCAAUUAUUUAAUGGACUGAGAACUGUUUUAAAUUCAGUGCUUGGAUUGUUAUUUAUUAGUGAUCUAAGAUCUGCUCACUUCUUCAGCACCUGAAGACAACGUGAGGCACAACGAAUAUUUGCAUGUUUUGUGCAGGCACACUCCCAAUGUGGUGCAGCCAACACAAGUCUCAUUAACUGCAGAAACACCAGCCUCAGCCACUGGAGGAAUGGCUUUACAGAGGCAAAUCAGACACCUUCCAUUCGCAGAUGGAAAUAGUGUCAUCUCAGUGCUGAACCUCUGAAAUGGCAGCCUCCACUGUUCUGUUAAUGGGGGACUUCCUCUGAGUAUUUCAUUUCAUUUGGUAAGAAAAUAGAAGGUUUAACUUAUCUUUCAGAUACUCUGUUUUAUACUCAGGACAGUUCAGCUACUAUCCUGUACCUAUCUUCACAAAGAUCCUUUUGGCAGGACAUUAAGACUAUUGGUCUAUUUCUAUUUUUACUUUUUACGCUAAUUUAUUGUAUUCUUUAAAUACCUACCAAAUCUCACUGUGUAUUCCCACACAUAUUUCAAGCACCUAAUAUCUUCAAGGUAUUAGUCAUGUUUACACUCAUCUAUUCUUUUAAAAAUCCUUCAGUAGAUAACAAAGUUCGUUUUCCUAAUGAUUUUCUUAGGGUUUGUACAGUAAUCAAUCAGGUUUGGAUUAAAUAAACCAGUUAUGGAGGAAAUAAAAUAAAACAGAAUUGUUUAUUAUGUUUUCCAGAGGACUGAGUGUUAUACAAGAAAAUAUCAUAUGAGGCUGGUAAUGAUCUUUGAGAUUCUAUAGAGAUAUCAUUUUAAGGAGGCUAAUAUUUAGAAUACCACAAUCAAAAUGAUAGCUUUUAGAGAAUAUAAAAAUAGAAAACAAAUAGUUUUAACAAUAUUUUGAACAUAAAUUAUUUUUAUUUAACCAGUAACCUAAGCCUUCAAGUGUAUCUCUCAGACUCCACAGAGCUGCCUACAGUGAUUUAGGGUCAAAGGAGAUGCUCGUAUUUAUGUUUGGUUUGCUGUAUAUCUAGUUCUGGAUAUCCUUUGUUACAAUGGGAAAACAAGAUAGAAAAAAAUUUACCUCAGAAUAAAUAUCAAACUGGUGAUUUUGUGAACUUUAAAUGUUCACUUUUUAAAAAUAAUUUAAAUAUGGAAACAGAUGACUACCGUUUAAGUCGAUGUGAUAGUAGAAAAACACGUGAUCCAUCCCGUGUUUUGAUUGCUGCAUUAAUAAAGGGUGUGCACAGGUGUGUGGAAUGUGUGCCACGUCCCACCCAGAGGGCAUGUCACUGUUGCCUGAUUUCCUCUUUCCAAUGAUACGAAAUCGGCAGCCAGUUCUUUUCCCUACCUGUUGCACCGGAAGCAUAUCUUGGGGAAAGAAGAAAAAAUAAAAUAAUUUUUAUGUAAAACUACAAGCUUUCUCCAAAUUCAGAAACCUAACUGUCUUGACAAACUUUAUAGCAAUUUUCUUUUAUCUAUAUAAAGAAAUAAUUUUUGACAUGUUACAGCAAACUUAAUGAUGAGAAUCCGAAAAUAUCAGGAGGCUCACAUACCCAGAACUUCCACGGGAGUAGGCAUGAGUAAUAGAUGUGCCACAAAACAACAAGACAAUACCAAAUCCAGGCCAAAUCUAAGAUCGAGCUAAGAACGUAAGUUUCUUUGACAAUCAGUAACCUUCGAAAGCUGAAUUCCUCUCAGGUAAAGGAGAUGUGGGGCGUGUAAGCAAAACAAGAAAGGAGACUACCAAAUGGGAAAAGUAAAGCACGUGAAAAGGGUAGAAAGUAUUUUACUGUAGAUUAAAGAGGCAAAACAACUUAUUGAGUGAGUUAUCCAAUAAACCAUGCAUAUAACUAACCAUUCAUAGGUUCUCUCAAAAGAAGGGUCUAAGAGAAUUAUGCUAGCAUUCAUGAAAAGUAUUAAUGAUUGUGUCCUCAUAAAAGAGAAAAUAGGAAAGUUUUGUCCUAACCAGGUAAUUUUGACUGGUGCAUAUUUUCAGACCUAGAAUAAACAGUUACUAAAUUAUUCUUGCAGGGUUUAGAAUGCCAUGUUCUUCAUGGGUCUUAAUCAAAGGAGCUAGGUAAGGCUUAAUGUUAAUCAGUGAUUUUUAAAGGACGGAGUCACAAAGUAGGAGGUUAUCAGGUUUACCUAUCUUUUCUACACUGUGCCUCACAGGUAGUGGUUCAAUUCUGCUUGAAAAUCUCUGAUAAAUAGGGACCUCACUACCUCAUGCAGCACCAUAUUCUGUUGAUGACAGAUUUUAAAUUCUGAGUCAAGAAAUCUCAAAAAUAGUUCCACACUGGUCCUUGAGCUAUCUGGAACUGAAAGCAUGAGUUAAAAUUGUCUUUCUACUGUCAGGACAAAACUAAAAUCAUAAAUGUAUUCAUAUAAAAAAGAAGAUUGCAAAAAUUGGGCAUGCUCCUAAUACUACAUUAAUUACAUGCCAUGUGAUGCUCACCCUUUUGCUUGAAUGGUUUCUGCCAACUGAUGUUAGAGGCAGAAGUCAGGUGCUUCCCCUCCCCCACUCGCAGCCCCUGAGAUGCCCCAAGGCUACAGCUCCUUAAAUGAAGGUUCCACAGGCCCGAACAAAAAGGAAAGAAACAGCAGAUUAGUUGCCUGAGUAGAUUAUGGUUUUGAAGAACCAUUACAAUUGAUCUACUGAAAGAAGUGUAUCUAUGUGUUAAGUAGAAUAUUGAGGUUUUGAAAAUAGCAGUUAAUGAAACCAGCACCAAUUGCAUUUGUGGAAAAUGAAGACUCCAAGAAUAAAAUAAGAAAUUUCCUAAGAUACUAAAUACCUAGUAAAUAUUAAGUAAGCUAAAUAUGAAUGAAGAUUAAUAGAGCAAUAUGAAUUUUCAAAAAAAAAUUCUCACUACCAAUGGAGUGGAUUUUCUUUUAAUUGACUCAUGCUUUAAAGUUCAUUGUAGAUUAGGAAUCCCAGUGAAUCAAAUGCACAGACGUCUAACAAUGUCAGAGGACUUUUUGUUGUUUAGUGUAAAUGCUGUACAGCAUCUAUUUCCUGAAAAUGUUCAUGAGUCAGUGAAGCUGAUGCACAUUCAAGACCCUUAAAGUGACCAGUGCCUCUGGUUUUAAUUGAUUAUCAUGUUUGCAGGUGCUGUACACUUCUUCCACUUAGGCAUUUGGGGGGUUAAGAAAAUUCCUAAUUCUAAACAUCAAGCUUUUUACAUGCAAUGGGGAGAAAAUGACAGGUUUGAAGAAAAAUAAAGCUCUGUACCAGCUGUGCAACUUGUCUUCAUUGUCAGUGAUGUUUCCUGUUCUCUUCCCUGCUGGCAUUCCCUCAACUGUCUGGCAAGUAGACCAAGUUAUCAUUCGUGAGCUAAAAUGCUUGAUUACAGAAUAGAUUCUAUGAGAAAACUGAGCUAGUAUGUAGUAGACACUUUAUCAGUUUAAUAUAAAAGAGGUAAAUUUCAGUGUUGGUGAUGGUUAAAAUUAUUUCAAACCUGAAACAUUAGACCCAGCUGGUGGAUUGAGUGCGGGCCUGCAAACCAAAAGGUCACUGGUUUGCUUCCUGGUCAGGGCACAUGCCUGAAUUGCAGGCCAGGCCCACAGUUGGGGGUGUGCUAGGGGCAACUUAACUAUGCUUCUCUCUGAUAUUGAUGUUGCUCACUCCCUCUCUUUCUCCCUCCCUCCCCCUCUCUCUAAUAAGUAAAACAAAACAGAACAAAAAAUGCUAAAUCAAUUACUAACUUAUUUUUAAAAACUGAAACAUUAUAAAAAUUAUGACCUGGCAUCAUAUUUGUAGAAAUGUCUUCAUCUAAAGAAGAAAUUUGAAAGUGUUAAGACCUCAGAAAUUGCAGAAAAUUUAAAUACAUUUUAUUUAUAAAGGAAAAAUGAUAGUGGAUAUGGGGAAUCUGCGAUCAUUACAUUUUUUUAAUAUGUAGACCAUAACUUUCCUAUUUUUUCUCAUUGCAGUAAUUAUUGAGAUACACUAAUAUUUUUUAAAACGCUGCUGGAUCCUGAAAAGUAACAAAUUUAGCCCCAAAUUUAAAUAAGUAUUCUUUAUCACAUCAUCUACUUUAUAUUAACUUCUCAUUCAUAAUGAUUGAGCUGAUUGAGUUAAAUUAUAUUUUACUUUCUGUGAAUCCUUUGAAAUUGGUAAUUGCUGCAUCAUUCAAGUUCACUAACUCUAUUAAUCAAACAGUUUACUCAUUUUGAAUCAAUGAGAGAUUUACAGUAUGAUUAUAAGCAGACUGUUGGAAGAUCUAUAAGUGUUUUUAUCUGUAGCUAAAAUAUGGAAGCCUUGUGCUCUAACACAAGGAUAAGUAAGACAUUGUUAUUAUACUGUACUAUGCUCACAAAUAGACUGAAUGUUUGUGUUCACCCAAAAUUUAUAUGUUGAAAUCCUAAUCCUUAACGUGAUUGUAUCGGGAGGUGGGGCCUUUGGUGGGUGAUUAGGUCAUGAAGGAGGAGCCCUUUUUAAAAAGACCCCUGGCCCCGUCUGCUGAAUGAGGACACAGCAAGAAGACAGCAUUCCAUGAACCAGGAAGCCAGCUCUCACCACACACCAAACCUUUCAACUUCUUGAUCUUGGACUUCCCAGCUUCCAGAACAUGAAGAAAUAAAUCCUUGUUGUUUAAGCCAA